Molecule: messenger RNA, 811 nt
Organism: Bombus pyrosoma
Lineage: Eukaryota; Metazoa; Arthropoda; Insecta; Hymenoptera; Apidae
Exons: 2
Coding region: 107-619 (170 amino acids)
Source: RefSeq, a predicted model, not a curated record
AUUUGUAAGAAAUGCGCCAAUUUACAAGGCAGUCCAGUAUAUUCUGAUCUUUUGAUAUAUGCAAAGAAGCCUUUAUAUGCGAAGGAAGUCCAUUUACUUCAACUAAAUGAAACUUUACAGUUUAGAUAUUGCUCAGAAGAUGGAUAUUUUUGAUUUAAAAACAGCAUUAGAAACAAGUAUCCUUGUUAUAAAUAGCAAUACGAAAGGAAUAGUAAAUACAGAGUUAUAUCAUCGUUGUGCAAGUAAUUUUUAUACAAGGAUGUCAAAUAAUGGUAUUGCAUCUGCAGCGUUUCGUAUUGAUCAUGGUAAUAUUAUACGCUCUAUAAAACACGUUGGAUACGAUACUGAUUUGCAAAACUGGAUGAAUUAUCGUAACAAUGUAUUUCGAUCACACAAUCUCAAACAAGAUGAUGUAGUCGAUCAUCGCGCGAAUAGAUCUAGUUUGUUAUUAUUAGAGCCACUACUGUUAAUGCCAGAAUUAGGAAACUCUAGGUAUAGACACAGAAAAAAUCGUAUUUCACAAUCAGAGCACAUAAAAAUAGUAAAGAUAGUAAUUGCCUAUACUCUUUCUUUCUUCAUUUUAGCAACAAUCACAUUUUAUAUAGUUUAUUUCACUUAAUAAAAUAUGAUAUUCUUUUAUACUCAUUCCUUUAUUUUUUGCAUGGAACAUUUUCAGAAUCUAAUUUUAUCUAAUAUUUAAAACUAUUAAAUUUUUUGUUUCAAGCUUUUACUACAUAAAUACCAAUGUUGUCUUUUAUUCGUGUAUUCUUUUGCAUGAAACUUCCAUAUAAUAAAUUUUAUAUAAACUAUA